This is a messenger RNA of Loa loa (African eye worm), 1321 nucleotides long. RefSeq lists its product as hypothetical. Bases 73 to 1140 code for a protein of 355 amino acids. Gene Ontology annotation, biological process: retrograde vesicle-mediated transport, Golgi to endoplasmic reticulum. Gene Ontology annotation, cellular component: Golgi apparatus; membrane. The record is from RefSeq and is a predicted model, not a curated record. Lineage: Eukaryota; Metazoa; Nematoda; Chromadorea; Rhabditida; Onchocercidae. The transcript has 7 exons.
UUUCAGAUAUGAGCGUGCUAAACUCUCAUUACCAACUUCGGCACUAAAAUUAGCGCUGUUGAGGAUUUCAGAAUGAUAUUUUCGACAAUGUUGCUGCAUGGAAAUGCUGCAGCAUUAUAUUUGAAGAAGUCACGUCCGUUUUUCCGGAUUGGUUUAUGUAUAGUUUUGUUAGGUGGAAUUUUAUCUCUUUCUAAAGUUAUUUUUGAAUUCUUCUCGUUAACCGGUUAUGAUUUGGCGCGAUUUGAAUUGUGGCGACUACUUACACAUUUUAUUAUCGAAACCAAUAUUUUUGCUUUCAUUUUACUGGUAUGGAAUCUUCAUCAGGUGGCAUCAUUAAUCGAGCCAAGCUGGGGCAUAUUCGAAACCAUUAAAUAUUUAAGCAUCGUUCAGAUUGGAUCAUCACUUUUAAUCGCGAUUAUGGCACUACUAACAUUUGUUGUCACAGCAAAUGACACCUUUUUCUUCCGGACGUGUAUAUUUGGUUUACCAUCUGCUUGUUCCGCCGUUUGUGUUGCCGUAAAACAAUACCUGCCAGAUUCGAUACUUUUGACGACACCGAUUGGACGUAUCAAAAAUACUCAUCUUCCUUCUUGUAUUCUUGUUUGUGCAUCAUUCUUGGUUGGAUUUGGCCUUCUUCGUUGGGUCUCGUUGCUUCAGAUUUUAUUUGGUAUUCAGAUAAGCUGGAUUUAUGUACGGUUUUUGCAACCACAUGAUGGUGAACGAGGGGAUCCCAGCGAACAUUUUGCGUGGGCAACUCUAUUCCCGUCGAAGUUACAACCAUUAAUGAGAAUCCUAUCAUCAGCAGUUUAUAGUUGCUUGAUACAAGUAAAUCUAUGUAAACCAGUGGCAAGGCAUAUCGAUCUAACGCAGCUUGAUUCCAUAAAUAUCAUUCUUCCUGGUUUACAUACGAGAGAUACGGAAAGAAGGCGGCAAAAAGCGCUACGUGACUUGACUGAACGUUUAAAUCGAGUACAGCAAGCUGAAACAGGUCUGUGGCCAGAAAUGGAAGAUGUUGAAGAAGAUAUAACGGUUCAGGACACUUCUGCAAUACAACAGCAGGAAGAGUCAAGACCACAAGACUCAGUACGUCUGAUUGAAGGAAUUAAUGCUGAUACGGAAAAAGAAAAAACAAAUACAUAAAAUGCUUGCUUCUGAGCAAGACAAUUCAGCUUUCGACAGACAUCAUUUGGAAUUAAAACUAAGUGGUUUUGGAGCAUUUUUCGAUGUUAAUUAGUUGUAUUGUUCUGUAAUAGUAAUUUUGAGAAAAUACAAGCAUUUUGUUCCGAAGAAUGAUUGAUAGAAAUGAUCGGGAAGUGCUGGC